This is a messenger RNA of Esox lucius (northern pike), 3381 nucleotides long. RefSeq names its product piwi-like RNA-mediated gene silencing 1 (gene piwil1). Bases 120 to 2684 code for a protein of 854 amino acids. Gene Ontology annotation, biological process: regulatory ncRNA-mediated gene silencing. The transcript has 21 exons. Gene Ontology annotation, molecular function: protein binding; piRNA binding. Gene Ontology annotation, cellular component: P granule. The record is from RefSeq and is a predicted model, not a curated record. NCBI's taxonomy places the organism in Eukaryota, Metazoa, Chordata, Actinopteri, Esociformes, Esocidae.
AAUGCUGAACUGGCGUAACAAUACUUAAAGUGAGAAGACCUACAAAUACUCAGUUCAAGCAAGAAAAAAAAUCUAAUCGCAGUUCUUUGAUUAGGUUGAGUUUAUUUUUGAAGCUGAAAAUGACGGGACGUGCAAGAGCACGAUCAAGGGGCCGAGCUCGUGGUCAGGAGACUGGGCCACCUGGAGUGACCCCUUCCCAGGAGGCACCUCGAGAAGUUUCGCCCUCUGAGGUUGAGCUUGUUGGCCGAGGAAGAACUAGAAGUGUGCCAGGUGUUGUGUCCUCAGAAGCUGUCAUUCAGAUAUCUGCAGGAUUUCAACAAGUGAAAAUUGGAGAAAGAGGUGGAAGACGACGUGACUUUCAUGAUGAAGGAAUCAACACCAGGCAGGCCAUGGAACACGUGAAGGACUCCAAGACUGGUAUCUCUGGCUCCCCUAUUGAUCUGAAAGCCAACUUUUUCAAGAUUCUGUCCCGCCCUCAGUGGGUGCUGUACCAGUACCACGUGGACUUCAAGCCGGUCAUGGAGUCACGCCGCCUGCGUUCUGCCCUCCUGUUUCAGCACGAGGAGACGCUAGGCAAAGCUCGCACCUUUGAUGGAGCCAUCCUCUUUCUGCCUCACAGACUGCACAAUUCGGAGACUGUGCUGUACAGUGAGACCAGAAUGGGGGAGAAAGUCCAGAUUACUGUGACUCUGACCAAUGAGCUCCCACCCACUUCUCCGGUGUGCCUGCAGUUCUACAACAUUAUCUUCAGACGAGUGUUAAGGAUGCUGAACAUGCAGCAGAUUGGACGCCACUACUACAAUCCAACAGACCCACUGAAUAUCCCCCAGCACAGGCUCACCAUCUGGCCUGGGUUCACCACCACCAUCCUCCAGUAUGAGUCCAGUAUCAUGCUUUGCACAGAUGUGAGCCACAAGGUCCUGCGAAGUGAGACUGUGCUCAGCUUCAUGUUGGAACUCCGGCAUCGGACUGGAGAACAAGGCUUCACAGCAGCAUGCACCAAGGAACUGGUGGGACUCAUUGUCCUCACCAAGUACAACAACAAAACCUACAGGAUUGAUGACAUUGCAUGGGACUACACUCCCAACAACACAUUCAAGAGAGGCGACUCUGAGAUCUCUUUUAAGGAUUACUACAAAACGCAAUACAGCCUGGACAUAUCAGACGACCACCAAGUUCUUCUCGUCAGCAAUGUUAAGAAGGCGGGUCCUUCUGGAAGACCUCCCCCAGGACCUGCCUUGCUUGUCCCAGAGUUCUGCUACCUCACAGGCUUGACUGAUAAGAUGCGUGCUGAUUUCAACAUCAUGAAGGAUCUGUCCACCCACACCCGACUUACCCCAGAGCAGAGGGAGGGGCGGCUCAACCGCUUUGUCGGGAACAUUCACCGGAACGCUAAUGCCCAGGCGGAGCUGACUACCUGGGGGCUCAACUUCGACAACAAACUCCUGUCCCUUAAAGGUCGAGUCCUCCCUGCAGAGAGGAUUUUGCAGGGACCCACAACGUACGAGUACAACCCCUGGCAAGCAGACUGGUCCAAGGAGAUGAGAGGCAUCCCCCUGAUUAGCUGCCGGCCGCUGGAAAACUGGAUUAUGCUGUUCACCCCUAGAAAUGUUGAUGUGGCCCAGGCUCUGCUGCAGACCCUCAACAGGGUGUCUAAGCCCCUGGGAAUUCCUAUGCAGAAGGCCCGCAUGCUGCAGUAUGAGGAUCGCCAGGAGUCUCUGCUCAAGGCCCUGCAGCAGAAUGUUAAUCCAGCAACCCAGAUGGUGGUGGUGGUCCUCCCAAGCAACCGUAAGGACAAGUACGACAGUGUAAAGAAGUACCUAUGUGUGGAUUGUCCCACACCCAGCCAGUGUGUGGUGGCCCGUACACUCUCUAGACAGCAGGCCCUCAUGACUGUAGCCACAAAGAUUGCUUUGCAGAUGAACUGCAAGAUGGGAGGAGAGCUGUGGAGUGUGGACAUCCCACUAAAGCAGCUGAUGAUUGUAGGCAUUGACUGCUACCAUGACACAGCAGCUGGAAAGCGGUCCAUUGGAGCUCUGGUGGCCAGUCUCAACCAUGGCAUGUCCAGAUGGUUUUCAAAGUGUGUGCUGCAGAGCCGUGGACAGGAAAUCAUGGAUGGACUCAAGGGGGCACUGCAAGGGGCCCUGAAAGCGUGGUUGAAACACAACAAAUGCCUGCCGUCACGUAUCAUUGUGUACCGAGAUGGGGUGGGAGAUGGAAUGCUGCAGAGUGUGGUCAACUACGAAGUGCCACAGAUCAUGGGCUGCAUCAAGUCCAUGGAGCAAAAAUAUGAGCCCAAACUCACUGUGGUGGUUGUGAAAAAGCGCAUCAGUUCAAGGUUCUUUGCCCGCAUCGAUGGCAAGCUUACCAACCCUCCCCCAGGAACAUGUAUCGACACUGAGGUCACCCGCCCUGAAUGGUAUGACUUUUUUAUCGUUAGCCAGGCUGUCCGCAUGGGCAGUGUCUCUCCCACCCAUUACAACGUGGUGUACGACAGCAGUGGACUGAAGCCUGACCACAUGCAGCGACUGACCUACAAACUGUGUCACAUGUACUACAACUGGCAGGGGAUCAUUCGUGUGCCUGCACCCUGUCAGUAUGCCCACAAACUGGCCUUCCUGGUGGGCCAGAGCAUCCACAGAGAGCCCAACACAAACCUUGAUGACUUCCUUUACUACCUGUAAAAGCUUCUCAAACUUCUCCUUGGAAACUAACUGAUCCAUGUAUUUGAACUGUUCUAGUGCUGCACACCUGCUUUGACUUGUCUGUUAAUAAUUAGUCCCUUGAUUAGUGAGUUAGGUGUGCUACUUCAGGGCUAUAGGACACAAUAUGGAAUGUCUGGAGGUCCCUGAAGAGGGAUUUGAGAAAUGCUGCAGUAUGAGGACUGGAGCUACAUUAAAGAACAUUGGACAACAGUUUCCUUGAAACAGUUUUAAUUUUGUAAUUUAAGUUGGUAGUUUUAAUUUUGUUUUAGAAACAAAUUGAUUUUACUUUGAGGUUAAGUUAUUUGUAUACUUGUAUACUUGAAGUGUGAAACCAGAAUAGUUUUAUUUUGUAAAAUGUCGCCAAUUUGUUUCAUUCCUGUUUUAUGCGUUUUGGAUUAUAUACUUUUGUAGAUGCUUGUUGCAAUGUUAUGUGACAAAUUUAAGUGUGGCAUGGUCUAACAAUGAUUAAGUUGCAGAAUAAGUUUUGAAGUUUGCUACCUUGCUGUUACCUUGACUGUUCUCCUUUUGUUAACUCACAAUUCAAAUACUUUUAUUGACAGGGAAUUAUAUAUUUUGUUUACAUUUUGGUGCAAAGUUAGACUUGUUUAAUAAAAAUGCAGUUGUACUGUAGAAUUGUUCAAACAAACAGCGUGCAUUAAAUGUGUUUGUUACUUUU